Messenger RNA from Galdieria sulphuraria, 2261 nucleotides. RefSeq names its product arsenite-translocating ATPase, ArsA family. Gene Ontology annotation, molecular function: ATP hydrolysis activity; ATP binding. Gene Ontology annotation, biological process: post-translational protein targeting to endoplasmic reticulum membrane. Gene Ontology annotation, cellular component: GET complex. The record is from RefSeq and is a predicted model, not a curated record. Bases 56 to 2176 code for a protein of 706 amino acids. The transcript has a single exon. NCBI's taxonomy places the organism in Eukaryota, Rhodophyta, Bangiophyceae, Galdieriales, Galdieriaceae.
UUGGUUAUCAAUUUUGAAGAAUUUGUAGUGCUUCGAAACGUGAUUUGUAUAUGAAAUGAAACCGCAGUUGGCAGAAGCUCUUUUGGAAAGCGGAGUAUCUUGGAUAUUUGUUGGUGGUAAGGGUGGUGUUGGGAAAACUUCAACAAGUGCUGCUUUAGCUGUGGAGCUGGAGAGAGAAAACCGUUCAGUUUUGCUAAUUUCAACUGACCCUGCACACAACUUGAGUGAUACGUUUGCUCAACAAUUCAGUGGCGAACCCUCUUUGGUCAAUGGGAUGUCCUCUUUAUACGCAAUGGAAGUUGAUGAUAGCUCCCUACACAACUCGAGUAUCAAGGAACUCGUCGGCUUACUGAGAGAAUCUAGUAGAAGCGUAUUUGGCGGAACGCUCUUUGGUCGUUCAGAGGAAUAUCCACAGAGUGAACAAGGAAACAGUGAGAAUAUUGAUUCUUUGCUAGAGCAACUUACGUCUUCGGUGCCUGGAAUUGAUGAAGCUUUAGCUUUUGCCACUAUGAUCGAGUACGUAGAAAAUAUGCGAUUUGAUAUCGUAAUCUUUGAUACUGCACCAACAGGACAUACCUUGCGUCUCCUGAACUUCCCAAAUCUCUUGGAUAGAGGCCUUACGCAGAUAUGGAAUUGGAGCUCUCAGUUUGGUGGUAUUUUCCAAAGUAUGGGAAGCUUGUUUGGUUUGCAGCAAGAUUUUUUUGGACAACUUGCCAAUAAGCUGGAGCGCUUUCGAGAUUUGACACAGAAGGUUAUCCAUCAAUUCCAGGACCCUAGAAAGACUACUUUUGUUGCUGUUUGUAUUCCGGAGUUCCUCCCUAUUUAUGAAACAGAGCGUCUUUUACAAGACUUGAAGAAAUUCCAAAUUGAUUGCAAAUAUAUUAUUGUUAACCAUGUAAUCAAUGAAUCAAUUCAACUUGGAAUGAACCCAGAAGAUCUCUUUCACUCCAGAGUUAAGGUACAAAAUAAGUACAUAGAAAAAGUAAGGGAUUUAUAUUCUGCGGAUUUUCACGUAACAAAGUUGCCAUUGCUUCCUUAUGAGGUCAGAGGUUUAGCGACUAUCAGUACUUUUGCGAAAUUAUUGCUCGGAACAAAUAAUCCAUUUUAUAAAGAGUUUUUGAAAAAGGAGAGCCACUCAUUGGACAUUGAAGAAUAUCCUCCUACGUUGCAGAAUGUAUUAGACGAAGACUCUCUACGAUGGAUUUUUAUUGGUGGAAAAGGAGGAGUUGGGAAGACUAGUGUCUCUUCUGCUUUGGCAACUCUUUUAUCUGAAAGGACUGAAGGUCGCGUGCUAUUGGUUUCUACAGAUCCUGCUCAUAAUCUAUCUGAUGCAUUCAAUCAGUCUUUUUCUUCAUCACCUACAGCAGUAGAAGGGAAUACUCGACUUGAUGUAAUGGAAGUUUCUCCCAAUGUCGAAGAGCUAUUUACUCAAGAUCAAGACGGUGGUCUUCCUUUUGAUAUACCAGGUUUCGGGGACUUUGGAAACAUUCGUAGUCGAAUUCGGGAUAUAUUUUCAGAUAUGAUAUCUUCUAUACCUGGUAUUGAUGAAGCAAUCAGUUUUGGUCAUAUCGUUCGUUUUAUUCGAAACCAGGACUACAAAGUUGUGGUCUUUGAUACUGCACCGACUGGACAUACCUUGCGACUUCUGAGUUUCCCUUCAGUAUUAGAGAACGGAGUUUCUUGGUUGUCUUCGUUUCAAGAACAAUAUUUACCUUUGUUGCAAAGUGCAGCAGCAAUGAUGCAAAAUUCCAAUGCAACUGGCAACCAGAGUUUUUCCCCGAGAGAUAUUGAGAAUUUAAUGAAACAGAAACUUCGGGAACUCAAAGCUACAAUAGAAACAGUUCAAGAACAAUUUCGAGACCCAAGUUGUACGACUUUUAUUUGUGUUACAAUAGCAGAAGCUCUUUCUAUAUACGAAACGGAGCGGCUUGUUCAACAACUUGCUUCUUAUGAUAUGGACUGUAGAAAUAUCGUUGUCAAUCAGUUGUUUGAUCCAAAUGAGGAGCAUAAGAAAGAAAUGUUAUUGCUUCGUGCCAAAAUGCAACAAAAAUAUUUGGAUCAAGUGGACGAACUCUAUUCCAGUGACUCAUUUGUGAUAAAAGCCCCUCUUUUACCUGAGGAAUUGUAUGGCUUGGAACACUUGAAAAUGUUUGCGAACUAUCUGAAACUCCCGUAAAUCAUAGUCUUGAAUAUAUAUAUAUAUAUAUAUAUAUAUGACAGGUUUGUUCUGAUAUCCUGUGCCGAGAUUAUUACUGUUGUGG